AUGCCUUUCACCGCCUCCGAUAUCUGCAAGAUCAUUCUUGCCGUCAUCCUCCCGCCCGUCGGUGUCUUCCUCGAGCGUGGCUGCGGCGCUGACUUCUUCAUCAACAUCCUGUUGACCAUUCUUGGUUACCUCCCUGGUAUCAUCCACGCUCUGUACAUCAUUCUGAAGUACUAA
This is a messenger RNA of Colletotrichum abscissum, 174 nucleotides long. Its product is annotated as plasma membrane proteolipid 3. The record is from RefSeq and is a predicted model, not a curated record. Bases 1 to 174 code for a protein of 57 amino acids. The transcript is spliced from 2 exons. Lineage: Eukaryota; Fungi; Ascomycota; Sordariomycetes; Glomerellales; Glomerellaceae. Gene Ontology annotation, cellular component: membrane.